Molecule: messenger RNA, 588 nt
Organism: Peniophora sp. CBMAI 1063
Lineage: Eukaryota; Fungi; Basidiomycota; Agaricomycetes; Russulales; Peniophoraceae
Source: the annotation of a GenBank genome assembly
AUGAUCUCCAUCAAAUUCGUCGAAGAACCAAAGAAGACUUACCCUGUGGCUCACAUCACGUUCGGGGAUCGUGCUGGUGGCCAGCGUAUCCGCGUACCUCCCGGGUUCAGACUCUUUCUGAAUGAAGACGCGCUCAUCAACGUUAUUCAACUCGAAGGAGCUUCCACCGCGCUUCCUGAUGCGCAAGUGCACAACGCAAACUGCUACUGGUGCAUGCCAACACGCGAAAGUGAAGCUGAAGUCAAAGAAGCAUGGAAGGACUACAAAAAGGCUGAGAUUGGCUCCCUUUGGCCCGUCCUCUGGCAGCCUACCAGCCUCGACCGCGACUCGCUCAAGGACGUAAUCAACACGUCGUCUGUCGGGCACUUCCUCCUCAACAAGGCUUUGGACGGCGAAGACAAGCAUUCCCGUGUUCUCCAUGAGCUCGCACGUUUCAGUUCGCACUCCCUCAUUUCCGCGGUCGAAGCCUCUGGGGAGCGUCGCGCGGAUAUCGAGUUCGGUGUGACGCUCGUUGUAGCUGCGUUGAAGGCGAAUGAUGUUAUUCUCACAUCUGAAUGUCUGCCGUUCCACUAUGAGAUAACGUACUGA